Messenger RNA from Lytechinus variegatus (green sea urchin), 1675 nucleotides. RefSeq names its product leucine-rich repeat-containing protein 72-like. Lineage: Eukaryota; Metazoa; Echinodermata; Echinoidea; Temnopleuroida; Toxopneustidae. Gene Ontology annotation, molecular function: protein binding. Bases 71 to 919 code for a protein of 282 amino acids. The transcript is spliced from 6 exons. The record is from RefSeq and is a predicted model, not a curated record.
UGUCAACAAACAACAAAUUCCCGGUUCGAGAUAGUUGACGAACCUUAAGUUUAUUCUGCUACUACCUGUAAUGACGAAGGAAAUGGUGGACGCUACUAAAUCGAAGACCAAAGAGCUGAUUGAAGAACAGAUGAACAGUCAGGAAAUCAGGAAGGACCUAGAUGUAACAGAGCUGUAUCUUAGCAACCAAGGUCUUACUGAUCAAGACUUAUGUGAUUUGGGUCAGUAUCGGAUGCUCAAUCGUCUAUGGCUGAAUGGAAACAAACUAAGGAGGAUUAACUGUCUAUCAAUCAACUACAGAAUAACAGAAUUGUAUUUACAGGACAAUGAGUUGGUGAGUGUAGGAGGUCUUCUUCAGCCAUUAACCAGUCUUCAAGUUUUGAUGUUACAUAACAAUCAGCUGACCAAUCUUGAAGAAACUAUAGCUGAAAUGAAAGCCAUGCAAGCAUUAAAUACACUCAACCUAUCCCAGAAUCCUUUGGCCCAGGAAGCAGAAUACCGUCAUUACAUCAUUCAUCACGUACCAUCAUUGAAACUCCUAGAUAGACAAGAAAUCUUGAAGUCUGAGCGAGAUGAUGCAGCCAAGCUGUACCAGCAAGAGAGACAGGCCCUGUUAGAGACGAUUGCAUUUGGGCGUCGGUGUAACGGUCCCGCCCAGAGAGCUAAAGACCAGGGCGUGGUCAGCGAAUCUAGACACUCAUUGGCUAGUAUGGUGUCUGAUAAAGAAGUAGCAAAUCAUUUUAGCAGUCCACCACGAGGAACACCUGAAGAAGCUGUAGCAGAGAGAGCUGUACAACGAUCUAUUAUGGAAUACUCUCACUUUGAUUGGUCUAAAAAACCUAGGGCAGAGGAAAGAAGAAUGAAUAAGAACAUAGAGGGCAGCAAACAGACUGAGAUUAUAACUGUCAGGUUUAGGUAGCAUAGACACUCUUGACAGACUUGGUAUAUUUAUUCUGAUAUUCCUAUUGAUUUUAAUUGAGAUGAAUCACUCCCCCAAGUACAUUGGGAUAUUGACAACAUUUCAAAAUUUUGCUGUAUGAGAAGAAAGAGUGAAAAAUUAUUUCAUCAGUAUCUGUCAUCCAAAUCUAAGGAAGUAAAACUAAAGUAUAGUGUAGGAGGUUUCACGGUACACCAUGUAUCUUUGUUGGGCAAGUGUUGGUCCUGAAAAGGACCACCCAAUCUCGACGUUUCGACAAGUGUUUUCUUGUCGUCCUCAGGAGAAUUCUCCUGAGGACGACAAGAACACACUUGUGUCAUUUAGAGUCAAUGAAUUUAGCUUAUGUUGGGGAAUAAAUACAAAAUCUUAACUGAGGUUCAUUUUUUGAAAUGUCAAAACUUGGAAAGUAUAUGGAUCUAGUGCAUGAAACUUGGACAUAAGAGUGAUCAAGUACCGGUAUCAGUAGACAUCCUGUAUGACUUUUAGGUCACGUGACCAAGUUGAUAGGUCAUUAAAGAUCAAUGAACUUUGGCCAUCAUAAAUUAUGGAUAUAGUUCAUGAAAUGUGGAAAUUGGGGUAAUCAAGUAUCACAGAUCGUCCUGCACAAGUCUUAGGUCACAUGAUCAAGGUCAAAUGUCUUUUAGAGUCAAUGAAUAUAGUAUUUUAUGAUCAUAUGAAUGGUGUUUUUGGGGAAUGAUUACUCUAUAAUUGUUUCAAAGUCAGAACUGCUGCUAUAUU